AUGAAUCCCGGCCAAAUUCUGCAAGAUGCCCCCGUCCGAAAAAUUGCCAUCUUUGGCGGCACGCACGGCAAUGAGCUGUCCGGGGUGUUCCUGGUCAAAUCCUGGCUGGAAGACGGAGCAGAGAUUGAAAGAGCCGGGGUGCAGGUACGGCCUUUCCUGGCCAACCCACGAGCUGUGGAAAAAUGCUGCCGAUAUAUAGACUGUGACCUGAACCGGGUGUUUGAUUCCGAAAGUCUCGGCAGGGACCUCACGGACAACGUCCCCUAUGAAGUCAGAUGGGCUCAGGAAAUCAACGGCUUAUUCGGUCCGAAGGGCCGGCCUGAGGCUUACGACCUCAUCUUUGACCUUCACAACACCACCGCUAACAUGGGUGGGACCCUCAUCCUGGAAAACUCCAGCGAUUGCUUCGCCAUUCAGAUGUGCCAUUAUAUACAGGAGGCUGUGUCGCCAGACAGGUGUCCGGUCUUACUUCUUGAGCAUCCCAAUUUGAAAUACGCCACUACCCGGUCGAUAUCAAAGCAUCCAAUUGGUGUUGAAAUUGGUCCUCAGCCCCAGGGGGUCCUGAGGGCCGACAUUUUGGCUAAAAUGAGGAACAUCGUUCGACACGGGCUGGAUUUCGUGGCCAAAUUCAACGCAGGUCAGGAAUUCCCUCCGUGUACUAUUGAGGUUUAUAAAUUAUUGGAGAAAGUUGACUAUCCCAGGAACCCCAAAAAUGAGAUUAUGGCUGUCAUUCACCCUAAUUUACAG
Molecule: messenger RNA, 747 nt
Organism: Protobothrops mucrosquamatus (brown spotted pit viper)
Lineage: Eukaryota; Metazoa; Chordata; Lepidosauria; Squamata; Viperidae
Gene: ASPA
Product: aspartoacylase
Exons: 5
Molecular function (GO): hydrolase activity, acting on ester bonds
Source: RefSeq, a predicted model, not a curated record